Molecule: messenger RNA, 6521 nt
Organism: Chironomus riparius
Lineage: Eukaryota; Metazoa; Arthropoda; Insecta; Diptera; Chironomidae
Source: the annotation of a GenBank genome assembly
UCAGUUGGAUUCGAGGAUUGAAAAUGAACGUUAGUUAUUUUUAAUUUUCCCCUCGAUUUAAGACAUUUUUUUGCUUACAAAUUAAAUAAAAUAUAAAAUUGAAUAAGAAGUGUUGAUUAUCAUCUAUAUCUGUAUCACACAUUAAGUGCUCUACAUAUUUUAUAUUAGAUGCUUUUAUUCCUUACACACAUUUUUAUUUGUUGUUGUUAACAUUAAGUGCACUUUUUUGUAACAUAAGAUUGGAUAUAUCAAGAAGAAGAAAAUAAUUUUAAUUGAAAAUUUAGAAUGGAAUUCAAUUGAAGAAAAGAAACACUAAACAUUUAUGUGAAUAUACAUCUGUGAAAUCGGCAAAAAAAAACAAUUUUUGUUGUUGGAUGAUAUGAUGUGUAUAGUUUGAAAUAAAAAAUAAUAAAAGAAACCACCAAAAAAAAAAAAAAUACUAAUAAUAAUAAAAGAAAAAACUCUUUUUGAAGAUGAAUGAAAGAAAACAAGAAGAAAAAUUAAUAAUACGUUCAAUUAAGUGUUAAAUUACUAUGAUUGCAAAUAUCGAAUGGAUGAACAAAAAAACAUAUCUAUAAAAAAAUAAGCGAAACAAAACGAAAUGAAUUAUUAUCAAAAAAUAAUAUAUGAAAAUAAAGAAAAGUUUUUUCAAAAAUUGAAUUCAUGUGUGCUGCUUGAUUCAUGAAAGUUUUGAAGUGAAUUUAUAUGUAUGCCGACAAUUUUUGAUAGUGCCUAAUAAACAUUUAUGUUCACCCCACAGAAAAAAGUAUAUACAUUUAUAAAGUGAAGAAGAAGUAACAAUAAUAAUAAUCAUAAAACAGUAAAUGCAUCAUCUCCAAAUCUGGUGAUAAUUUUCUACAGAAAUUAACAGAAAAAAAGUAACAAAAAGAAGAUAUAGAGGAACACAAAAAAACAUUUCUACUGUUUACUAAUAAUUUUUAACGUUUUUGAUCUAUUGGUGCUUAAAUGUGAUAAACAUUAAAACUGUUAUAAUCGUGAUUCUAAAUUUACAUUGACUCAUAACCUGCCUAAUUUUUUAUCCACAAAAUAUACUUCCCUGGAUAUAAAAUUCACAUCUCAUCUUCUAAUUGAAUUUCUGGAGUAAAGAAUAGCAGACAUUUCGAUGAGCUACUUUAUGUCCAACGAAUGAUGUUUAAUAGAUUUCUAAGAAAACGACUUAAGAAAAAGUCAACGUCAUUAUCAUCUAUGAAAAAGUAAGGCGAGUAGAAGCUGUAAUAACAACGAACCACGUAGCAAAACAAAUCAUCAGACUAAUCCAUAAAAAAGCCGAAAAUAUAAUAUGUAUUAAUAUAAUAUAAAAACAGCGAAAAGACAUAACAAAACGCGUAAAACAAAUAAGCAAAAAAAAUACCAGUAUAGUUUAUAUAAAUAUAAAAGAAAUAAUAUCAUUCGUUCAUCGACAUUUUGGUUGACGCAGAAAGAUAGAAAGAACGAGGAGAGAGAAGACAGUAAAAGAUAUAAAAAUAAAACUACAAACACACAAGAACUGUGAAAAAUUAUAUUUUGGAUUUUUAUAUAUGCUACCUAUAUUCAAUAACGGAUCGGAUGAAAUGACAUCAGCAACAAGCAUGGACAUUAGCGAAUCAUUUCGACCCGAAGAUUUGUCUAAAACAGAUUUUUUUGAUUUUGUAACAGCACCUCCGGAACAAGAGCAAGAAAGCAAUCAAGGCACUCAGAGCGGCAAUAAUGUUAAUAGCAAUAGUAAUAAUGAUCAGCAGCCACUACAGGGUUUCGAUCAAUUUUGGGGUGCAGAAAAAGAAACACAGCAACGCUUAGAAACUGCCAUAUUCGAAGACUUAAAUCGUUAUUGUUGGAAUCAACAGCAGAACACAGCAAACAUUUCAAUCUCAACUGCCACAAAUAACAGUAGCAACAGUACUACUUCAGGUCCUUCAUUGAUCAAUGCUGAUGGACAGAUUUACACGAUAACCGUACUGAAUAGUAGUUCAUCAACGGAUCAAUGGUUAAGAAAAGACAUCACAACGAGCAGCAGUAGUGAACAAGCAAACGGCUUGGAUAUCAAUUUGGAUACAAUAUUGAACAAUUAUCCGUACGUUAAAACGGAAUGCUUUUCUUAUGAAGACAGCGGCUUUAGUUCAAAGGACGAUAUAAGUAAUUUUCAACAGCAGCAUGGAUCGGCUACAGCUCCACAAAUUCUUCAGCCACAAUCAAAUGUUACCACGACAAGUAUUAUGCUUGAAAGUACUCUAAGCGCGUCUAGCGAUUUAAUUAAUUAUACCGAUGUGUCAAACAAUAAUGCGGAGUGGAGUAUGGAGCAGAAUGAAAUCAAAGACUGGGAAACAAAUGAAGCGAUAUCGAAUGAAUCACCAGAAUCAUUACUGAGAUCGGCUUUACAGGGUAAAGGUUAUGCGAAAACAGUACAUCUACAGACGCUCAUUCCGUCACAGAACAAGCAAGAUGAAGAGCUUCGGCGUGUCUUAUUUAACAAUGAUCAAGAAACACUUACGUUUGCCGAUUCCACACUGUCUAAUGCUCUCUUUGAUGACAGCCAAAAUCCUCAAUCAACACUUUCGCAAACAACGGCAGGUGUUGUAGAUGAAAUCUUUCUAACACUUGACAAUGCAUUUAGCGAAGAGCUGAAUAAUAACAAUGAAUGGAAUAUUGAUCGGAAUGAUAUAAAAAAUUGGGAAACAUGUGAGCCUGAUGUCAGAACAAAUAUGAUCCGCAAGAAACAAGUACCGCGCCAUCCAAAUGAUGUUAAUGAGUUCAACUCAAACGAUAAAGAUAUUACGUCGCCCACGCUUCAUUCAAAUGGUUUAGCGAACGGAAAUGGCAUAUUGACAGACUCAAAAAAAUCAUGGUCUCAAACACUCAUCUCGUCGGAUGGGUCGCGAAGUAUGAAAUCAACAAAAAAGUACAAAAAACCAAUUAAUUCAAUUAACAAUAAUAUCAUCAAUAAUAAUGGAAUCGCAACAACUACAACAUCAUCAGUUCAGAAUAAUAGUUCAAAUAAUAUGAGCUCGGCUGCUGCUGCUGGAACGACUGUAUGCAAUGGUAUCAGAAAAGAACGUUCACUUCACUACUGCUCUAUUUGUUCAAAAGGUUUCAAGGAUAAAUAUUCAGUGAAUGUUCAUAUUCGUACACAUACAGGUGAAAAGCCAUUUCAAUGUAGCCUGUGCGGUAAAAGUUUCCGUCAGAAAGCACAUUUAGCUAAGCAUUAUCAAACGCAUUUACAAAAGAGCACAAAUGGUGGCAAUGUGAAGUCAAAGCACCAUCAAAAACAUUCCAUAGCCAAUUCGACAUCAUCACAACCUAUAACACAAACUCCAAGCCUCAACGUGAUAAAUGUUGUAGCAGGUAGAUAAAUUCAUGAGCAUUCAUAUCCACUGCCACUACUGCCACAAAAGAAAGAAAAAUGCAAAUUCUUUCUCGUCUUAUUUAUUUAUUAUUUGCAAAUACUUCUGAGAUAUUUUCGAGAUAUGAAAAUUGUUGUAUAUAGGUAGUAUCUAUUUAAAAUGAAUUAAGUAAGGGAUCGUUCACAUAUGACGUCCAGGGGGGGGGGGGGGGGGGGGGGGGGGGGGGUCAGCAAGAAAAGAACAAUAAAAAUUCCUGGAAAUUCAUUGUCGUACAUCAUAAUUGAACGACCCCUUAGUAUGAUGAAGCUGAAAAGUAUACAUUCGUCCAGAAGAUGUGGUUAGACCUUAUUUAUCUUCCCAAAUUUAGUAUCUUUUUUUGAUAAACUUAUCGCCACAUGUUAAACCUAAAUUGGAUACCAUUGAGAAAUAAGACUUGCCCACAAAUUCUGGACACGUGUUUAAUCUAUAUCAGUGCUUCUCAAUUUAUAGCCCUAUCUGUGUCGCGAAAAGAACUUUUUAGGGAGUAAAAUUAAGAAAAGGAAAUUUUACAAGAAUGAGGUAAUGGAUAGGAAUAGGAAAGUUAUAGAUUAGACGUCAUUCAAGAGAGAUUAAUUUAAUGAAGUAUAAAAUCUCUUAAGACACUUAGCGUUGUGCUAAUAUCAAGCAAAUAGUCUUAAUUGCCAUUCAAAAAAGUUUAUCUACAUAUUAUUUAAAUGAAGCGCGAACAAAACAGCUCUUUAGGUUCUGUUUUUUACUGUUGAUAUAUACAUAAUAUAUACUUUAAUACAUAAAACGUUUAUUUCACUAUUCAGUAAUAAAUUACAUCCGUAUACAAACUGCAAUUUUUUUUUUAUUUAGCUCGCAACUGCAUCGCUCAUGCUUUUAAUAUUUCUUCUAUAUUUUUUUUAUUUCCUAGAAUGAAUGAGAAAAAAUAAAAUCUUUGCAAGAUGAAGAAAAUGAAUCAUAUAUGACGUAGACUGAAUAUUUAGUGGAAUGCAUUUCUUAUAUUAGAGAAAUUUUUUAUUUAACGCCGUAUCGAAUCAAUUUUGAGAGACUUUUAUACGAUUUUUUUUUACGAAUUUGAUGAUGAAAAGAUUUCUUCUUGUUGUUCUUGUUUAAGAAAUUUUUGACUAUACGUACUUACUAUACAUGAUUGAAUCAAGGAAUAAAGAUUUAUGUAAUUUCCGAUCUCUAAUUAUAUAAUUUUCAAACGAAAAGCAAUUUUAAACUACUUUUUAUGUAUCUUUAAAUAGUUUUUUCUUUUUUAAUAAUUCAUGAAGUUAACAGGAGUUAUUAAUUUUAUUGAAGAUAUUAAGAUUUUUUUGGAAAUAUUGCUCAUUAAAUUUUCAACGGUUGAAUAAAAUUUGAAAUUUCGGAAAGAUUUUGAAAGCAAUUGUGGGGUUUUUAAACACAAAAAUUCAUUUUACAAAACCUUACAAAUUCAAAAAAAUUACGAACAUUUGAAAGGUUUUGUAAAUAAUAUGACCUGAUUUUACGACCUUAAUUUAAGAAUCUAUCUUCUAAAAGUGAGCAGCAGCCAACACAUAAAAAAUCAAGAAAUAAAUCUCAAUUUAAAUCAAAAAUACCAAGCAUAUCCAAUAAAUUAUUAAUAUUCAAUUAUGACUCCUGGAAACAAAUAAGCAUUUUUAUAUGCUAGAAACCACGAAAAAUUCAUGCUGUGAUUUUCGUUUACUGUAUUUUUGAAUUUUAAUAUUAUUAAAUUAAAUUGUUUAUUAACUAGUUAAUUAUAUUCAUAUUAUAGCUAAAUGAAAUUAAAGCAAAAUACAUUAUAUUUAUUAUUCUAAAUAACGUUAUAUAUCAUUUGUUGUUGUCAUCAAGAGAUUACAAAUAAUAAUAAUUUAUUGAAUCUUAUAAAGAAGAGAAAAAAAAUUUACACACAAUGAUUGCUUGCCAUGUGCGGUUAAACCGCUUUUAAAUCUCUCGAUGAUGAUAAUAUGAAAGACAUAAAAAAAAGUAUGAAAUAAAUUUUCCGAUUUUCAUUUUUUUUUUAUGAAUCAAUUAAGUUUAUAUUGAAAAUGCAAGAAAUUUAAUGUGCGUUUUAGAAACGACACCGCCGGUUGGGACAAUAAGUGGAUGUGCUCAAUAAAAGUUUUUUUUUAUUGAUAAAACAUCACUUUUAGAAGUAAUAAGUAGAACUUUAGAAGCUAUUUUAUAACAAAUGAAUGAAAUACAAUUUUGAUUACCAUUAGCUGUUGUAGAUGAUCAUGAAAGAAAUAGAAGGAGAUGAAAUUUAUGUUUUGUCAUUUAGUAAAUUUUUUUAUAAAACUCGUUAUUUUUUAAUGUAAGUUUAAAAUAUAAUUUAUUAUCAAAAUAUUGUUUGAUGUUUUGUUUAUUUUACUUUUAUUUGACUGUCAACUGCUAAAAUGCUGACGUUUUGUUUCAGGUGUUAAUAAAUUUUCAGCUUUUAGGCCAUUAUAAGCUGGUAGCUGCUACCUUGUUUAAUUUUACAGCACUUUAAUAGUUUUCGAUAUUUAAAAUUUUCUUAUUUACAGUAAAUGACAGCCACUUCUAUGUUGAUAAAACCCAAAAAAAAUUUUGUUUUUCGCAUAUUUCUAUUGAGAGGAUUGAAGAAAAAAAAGGUUUGAAAUUUUUUUGUUAAAUUCUAGCACAGAUCUGAUUUUUGAUCCAGGAAAUGAGAUCAUUUAAAAUAAAUUCAAUUUACUUACAAUGUAAGCAAAGAAGCUAGUAUAAUAAAGAAAUUUAAAUUCCUUUUCUUAUUGGCUUCGGUGAGAAAAUCACUUUUACAGGUUUGCACAAUUCCAAUUCGUUAGAUGGCUUUACUGAUAAACAAAUUGAUAUGUCGACUUGUGACGGCUCUGUCCAGAUUCCACUGUUGUGAUAAUAAAUCAGUGAUUAGUAAUUUGUACGAGUAAAACAACCAGUAUACUUACUGAGAUAACAAUAUAUUUGUUCUUAAUCGCCAGCUGUUUAACAUCUCACUUCCAUUUUCUCCAAUUAUUCUCUUUAAAUCUCUUAAGCGUGGCAUGACGACGUGAAUGUUUUGAUCUGGAUAUUUAAUUUUUAUCCUCAAAUUCUCACGCUGGCAUUCUUGUAAUUGCUCAAUUUCAGCAUGUAUCGGAAGUGCUGCUAUUAAACCAGCAGUAACUUUAAUAACAUUUUCAUUAGACAUUGCUUCAUCAGGCUCAAUGAUUCUGGCUGUGC